CGCGACAGUUCCAGCGAUAUAAUCCUAAAUUCGUCAGUUGCUUUUUUUAUGUGACGCCAGACAGUGAAUUAACGAGUGAGGUAUCAAUGAUGACGGACUCAGUAACUGGCGACGUAUCAACAGGAUGUGUCACGCACAUCAAAAAAGAAAUGGAAGCUUUCGCUGAUUGCUCACCAUCGAACAGCGGCAUGUACUCGCCGACAACAACGGUCUUGAAUGAAACCAUCAUUAGAUCGGCAGACAGUAAGAUCGAUUUUCACGAAAGCAGCUAUGAAAAAAGUUUACGAUCUCCAAGUAGUCCGGAACGACAGUAUUGCUCCUCAACCACACAACCUCACACUGACUCAGGAAUGGAUACCAACGAAGGUGAAAUAAAAGAGGAAGAUUCCCCACGAAGACUCUGCCUCGUUUGUGGUGAUAAUGCCUCAGGUUUUCAUUACGGUGUAGCUUCUUGUGAAGCUUGUAAAGCAUUUUUCAAACGGACAAUACAAGGUAAUAUUGAAUAUACAUGCCCAGCUUCAGGAGAAUGUGAAAUAAACAAAAGAAGGAGAAAAGCAUGUCAAGCAUGCAGAUUUCGGAAGUGUCUGCGUUCGGGAAUGCUCAAAGAAGGGGUUCGACUGGAUCGGGUGAGAGGGGGUAGACAAAAGUAUCGUCGAAAUCCAGAUAGUCCAUAUCAAGUACAAGUUGUGUCUGCACAGAGGCCUUUGCUUCUUUUAGAAGGAAGGUUGCAGUUUGCGACAGAUUUCAUACUGGAUGAGAAGCAGUCGAGGGAUUGCGGGACUCUGGAACUUUAUCAGACAUGUUGCCAUGUCGUCGAAAGGUUAGAUAAUCUAUCAAUAUCGAAAGAAGAAUAUUACCUCCUGAAAGCCCUAGUUCUCACCAAUUCUGAUGUGAAAAUAGAACAGUACCAUUCGCUGAAAAAAUUUAGGGAUUCCAUCUUAACUGCCCUAUCAGACGCUAUAGGCAUUCUCAGAGAGCUCAAUUUUCCAGCUUUUUGUCUCAGUAUGUUGCUGUGCCUGCCCGCAUUGCGACAAGCGAACUAUAUUGUCAGAAGGUUCUGGUCAGACGUUCAUCAACAAGAUCUAGUUCCAAUGAACAAGUUGUUUUUAGAAAUGUUGGAAGCGUACUGCCGGUAGCCGUUCUAACUGUCUCCCAAAUAGCACUACAGGAAAAUUUGUGACAAAGUCACAAUUUGGGAAAUUUGUAAUUUUCCGACAGUGACUUUUUGCUUUUUCAGAAACGCGAACGAAAAUUUUUAAGGAAUAAUUAUAAGAUGUAACUAGUUACUGGUAAGAUAGAAUUAUGAAUGUUUGCGACUUCAUAAAAAGUGUUUUCUGAUUAAUAAGGCUGUGACGAACUGGCAGGACAAGCGAUUUUUUAUCCCCUGAAAAUAUACACGAGUUUUUAUUGUGUUUGUGAUAUCCAGACUUUCGUGCACUUAUAAGUUCCACACAUCACGCAAAUUUUCUUGUAGAAUUAUAUCUGUUGCUUAUCCUGAGAUUUUUAGGUGGAAGAUGAUAGGGUAGAAGUAAUAGAUGUUGAUCAUUUUUUGAAAACGAGAGAUAAAUAGGUUGGGAAAUGACUCUUAUAUACUUGUCAUCAAAUAUUUGACUCGAACAAACUGCAGGCAGUUGUUGAUUCGAGAAUAAUCGUGUUGUAAGCUCAGUGAUAGAUGAUUAGAUGUGGAUAUUCCCUUACUUUAGUUGAAAAUAUCCCAUAACUUUGUGUGAUUGUUUUAUAGAUAUUACAUCAGUCAGAUGUUUAACUUGUCAAAAAACUUGUACAUAUUAAAGGUUUUAUAAGUAUGCUGGCAAUAAAAAAUGAAGUAUAAUUCUA
Molecule: messenger RNA, 1836 nt
Organism: Leptinotarsa decemlineata (Colorado potato beetle)
Lineage: Eukaryota; Metazoa; Arthropoda; Insecta; Coleoptera; Chrysomelidae
Gene: ERR
Product: estrogen-related receptor
Biological process (GO): regulation of DNA-templated transcription
Cellular component (GO): nucleus
Molecular function (GO): sequence-specific DNA binding; steroid binding; zinc ion binding
Source: RefSeq, a predicted model, not a curated record